This is a messenger RNA of Fulvia fulva, 1710 nucleotides long. RefSeq names its product NAD(+) kinase. The record is from RefSeq and is a predicted model, not a curated record. The transcript has a single exon. The coding region runs from base 1 to 1710 and encodes 569 amino acids. Lineage: Eukaryota; Fungi; Ascomycota; Dothideomycetes; Mycosphaerellales; Mycosphaerellaceae. Gene Ontology annotation, biological process: NAD+ metabolic process; NADP+ biosynthetic process. Gene Ontology annotation, molecular function: NAD+ kinase activity.
AUGACUUCUCCUGUAGCCGCCAGCAAUAUGGACGUAGCAUCCUCCUACCCGGGCACUCCAGACAAUCGCGCGACAAAGGGCCGCCUGGAUGCACUCUUCCCAGCGACACUCGAUUCUACACCGAGGAGGUUCAGUACCGGCGCUGCACGAGUCCCCAUGCCCGCGCCCCAAGUCUUCGCAGCCCAGACGACCGCUGAGGAGAUGUUGGAGGAGAAGCGCACCAGGACUCCGCAGGGCCAGCAAGAUCUGAGCGCUGCUAUGGCGCGAUUCAGCAUAUGUUCCGACACCCCAUCCAUCGCCCGCCUUGCAGCCCUGACAAGUCCUUGCUUCUUUCACAAGCGAUUCGGGGAUGCAGUCGACAUUCAAAAGGUCCUCGAGGAGAUCAAGGGCGAUGACCAGCUGUCGCACAGCAGGCUCAUGCAGACCGCUGCAUCAGUAAGAGAAGUCUCGAGACAAUUGCAAAGACGGCCGCUGAAACGAGCUGUGCGCAACGUCAUGAUCAUCACCAAAGCACGGGACAACACGUUGGUCACUCUUACUCGAGAAUUGGCAGAGUUCCUUCUAGCUACGCCCCGGUACGGUAAAGAUAUCGGAGUCAAUGUCUGGGUGGACUCAAAGUUGCGAAAGUCGAAACGAUUUGGACUGGAUACGCUCUUGGAACAGGACGAAAGAUUCACCGACAUGCUGCACUUCUGGACUCCAACGCUCUGCCUGGAAAGACCGGAACUCUUCGACUUGGUCAUCACGCUCGGCGGCGACGGAACCGUCUUGUUCACGUCCUGGCUAUUUCAACGCAUUGUACCGCCAGUCCUGUCUUUCUCACUGGGUUCAUUAGGUUUCCUCACAAACUUUGCCUUCGAUCAGUACAAAAACGAGCUUAACCGCGUCAUGGGAGAAACCGGCAUGAAAAUAAAUCUAAGGAUGCGCUUUACCGCGACAGUGUAUCGAUCUGCCGCAUCGCCGGCAUUCGCCCCCUCGGCCGCGUCUUCAGCAAGUGUCCCGACUACUGCAAGCCAAUAUGGAGGCGAAUCUCAGUCUACCAAGAUCGAGGGCGAGACUCAUGAAGUGCUCAAUGAACUGGUGAUCGAUCGUGGGCCGUCGUCGUAUAUUUCCAGCUUGGAUUUGUAUGCAAAUGACAGCCUGCUGACCCGUAUAAGCGCGGACGGAAUUAUUCUUAGCACGCCCACAGGAAGCACGGCCUAUUCAUUGAGCGCCGGGGGCAGUUUGGUUCAUCCAGACAUUCCGGCCAUUCUUUUGACACCCAUUUGUCCGCACACAUUAUCUUUCAGGCCGAUGCUACUCAACGACGACAUGGCUCUCAAGGUUGCAAUCCCUUCUACUGGACGAGGCGGCGCGUUUGUGUCCUUUGACGGCAAAGGUCGGGUCGAGCUUGGACGUGGCGAUGAAGUCGUCGUUCGAGCAUCGCAGUAUCCCUUUCCGACUGUGAUGGGGCAGCCUCUUGAGUGGUUUGACAGCAUUUCCAGGACAUUACGCUGGAACACCAGGGCCGCUGAACAGAAGGACUGGGCUGGUCGAGCAGCUGGCCACGGCGAAGGCGAGGGUGCCGACCUCGUUGAAGCCGAAGAGAGUGCAGACAAUCGCAAGGAACCAGAGUUUGACAUAGAUUUCGAAGAAGACGACGAUACAGUUAGUGCAAGAGACUCGGGAUACUCUGAAAGUGGGAAUGGAUCAGAGAAGAAGUGGAGUUGA